AUGGUAAAGGAAAUAGACAAGUUAUGUCUUAUGCAAUCAUGCCAUCCCUCUGCUUCUUCAUUCAAUGAAAUCCCAGUUAUAGAUCUCUCCAGCCCUGAUGCAAAAGACUUAAUUGUGAAGGCUUGUGAAAACUAUGGGUUCUUCAAGCUCAUUAACCAUGGAAUGUCAAUGGAGAAUGUGAUGAUAUUGGAAAAUGAAGCUAUCAGCUUCUUCAACCUUCCCCAACUUGAGAAAGAUAAAGCAUCUUCUUUUGGAUAUGGAAAUAAGAAGAUUGGUAAUAAUGGUGACAUGGGUUGGGUUGAGUAUCUCCUCUUUAGUUGUGCUUCCAUUAAUGAUCAUCAUCUUCAAGCAUCCUCACUCAUCUCCAAAGAAAAUCAGGAAAUUUUCAGGACUGAAUUGGAUGAGUAUAUAUCAUCAUCAAAAGAAGUGUGCUGUCAUGUUUUGAAUACAAUAGCAGAAGGGCUGAAGAUUGAUCCAACAAAUUCAAUAUCAGAGUUUAUUAAGGAAAAAGGAAGUGAUACCAUUUUCAGAAUUAACCAUUACCCUCCAUCUUCAGAGCUCAUCAAUGGCAAAAACGUGGUGGGAUUUGGAGAACACACAGACCCACAAAUCAUAUCCCUCUUGAGAUCAAACAACAUAACAGGUCUAGAAAUCUGCCUAAAAAAUGGUGAUUGGGUCUCCAUCAAUCCAGAUCCCAACUCUCUGUUUGUCGCAGUUGGUGACUGUUUGGAGGUGAUGAGCAAUGGAAGAUUCAAGAGUGUGAAGCAUAGAGUAACAGCUAACAGUGAGAGUUCAAGAAUUUCAAUGAUUUAUUUUGCAGGUCCAUCAAUGGGUAAAACAAUAGAACCAUUGGCCUCAUUAUUGGCAUCAGAAAGGAGUCUCUAUAAACACUUUAUUUGGAGUGACUAUAAGAAAUCUGCUUUCUCUUUAAGGUUGAAUGAGAAUAGGCUUUUAUCAUUCAAAAUUAUAUGA
Molecule: messenger RNA, 972 nt
Organism: Impatiens glandulifera
Lineage: Eukaryota; Viridiplantae; Streptophyta; Magnoliopsida; Ericales; Balsaminaceae
Product: gibberellin 2-beta-dioxygenase 1-like
Exons: 3
Coding region: 1-972 (323 amino acids)
Biological process (GO): gibberellin catabolic process; response to light stimulus
Source: RefSeq, a predicted model, not a curated record